Messenger RNA from Schistocerca serialis cubense, 2395 nucleotides. RefSeq lists its product as uncharacterized. The record is from RefSeq and is a predicted model, not a curated record. Lineage: Eukaryota; Metazoa; Arthropoda; Insecta; Orthoptera; Acrididae. The transcript has 9 exons. The coding region runs from base 6 to 2156 and encodes 716 amino acids.
UAGAGAUGAAAGAGGAACAUAACGGUGAAUGGAAAUGUUUCAUGACACUAGACACAGAUAUGCAAGGCAUUACAGAAACAGUUAAUGUUAUUGUCACCAAGAAUUUUGUGGCACCUGUGGAGUCAGCAGUGUAUGCACCUCUAGGAGAAAGGGCAGUCAUGUCAUGCAACAGUUUGCUGAAAGAGACAAGUUUUUCAUAUUGUUGGUUUAAAGAUCCUACUGGCUUAUUAAUUAAUACCAGGGAAGAUCUUUUAGAGACUUACAAUUAUUAUGGAGCUGGUAAUGAGUAUGGUGAAUGUGGCAUUGAAAUAAAACACGUUGGUCCACAACAUAUUGGCUUGUGGAAAUGCAUGGUUGCCCUUGAAGAAGGAGAGUAUGAAGUGAAAGCUGAAGGCAGCAUAAGUCUCAAUGUUUCCGAUUUCAGUACAGGAAUUUUUCCCAGCUACCUAGAAAGUGUAGAGGGGAAUGUGGUGGUACUAAAACUAUUACACAGUAUGGAAAGUGUAAAUAAAUGUGAUCUCAUAACACCCAGUGGGAAUACUGUGGAUCUUCAACCAAAUCAGCGCUUCCAAGUUGAUGCUGAUGUACAGGCAGAGUAUUGUGGAAUAGGACUGGAGUCUGGAGACUGUGGAGUCUGUCUCCAUGGCCUUACACCAACAGGCACUUUUGAGAUGUGGCAUCUGUCUGCAAAUAGCUCAGAUGGUAGUAGUGCUGAGGGACUUGCUUUUGUUUCUGUGUCAGCUUCCACAGAAAUGAAAAAUGCUUCAAAGGUAGUUGAAGUGCAACUGGGAAGCAACCUAACUCUUACCUGUGGAGACAACAUUAGCAAAGAUUAUUGUGUGUUUCAAGGUCCAAGGCCAGAAAUUUCAACUGGAAUAUUGACCUCAUGCAAAGUUUUACUGUCUCCGGUAGCAAAACUACAUUUAGGGAUCUGGACAUGUACAAUUGGCCUACCACACACGACAAAAGAAAUCCAAGAAGUUAUUACUGUAACUGACUUAGAUCCACAACUCUCAGCAAUGGUACAAGGUGAUGCCACAGUGUCUGGUAGUGUUAGUAUGCACUGCACCAUUCCCAGGAGCCUCACAUUCUGUCGCUUCAAACCUCCUUACAAUGAUUCAGCAUUUGUACUGUCUCCUGGUGUGAUCACAGGAAACUACAGCUAUGUUGGAACUGGACUCAAUCAUGGUGAUUGUGGUCUGCAUAUAAAAAGCAUCAGUGAUUUUGACAUUGGCCCUUGGCAGUGUUCAGUAGGUUGGCAAGAAGAGGGCUUCUCACACUAUGCCUCUGUUAUUAUUGGACUGGGAAAUUCUGCCAAUGAAACUGUGUCAGACAGCAAAAACGAAAUUCUGGCUGUUUUUGGUUCAAAACUAGAAGUUAGUUGCCAAGCUAACGUAAUUCUUGCAUAUUGUUGGAUGCGCCAUCCCAGUGGAUCCCAGAUAGUGCCUGAGCAGGAUGAUGAUUUACUUUCAGUGGGAAAAUGCAAAAUAUCUGUUGAAACUACUAAUUAUUCUGACUCUGGUAUCUGGGAGUGUCAUAUGGGAGGCACAUAUUCUGCUGGUGAUGAGAUUAUCAUCUCAAGAUCUGUUUUCAUUUCAGGAACAAGAUUAUCAGCAGAAGAAAACAGUUUGUUAGUCUCCCCAGGAGUUACAGCUUACAUUACAUGCCACUCAGUACCUCAGGGCUCAAGUCUUUCUUACUGCAGAUUCAUACGGCCAGAUGGUACAAAUAUACCUGCAAUCCCAGGGGUCAUGAAAGAAAAAUAUAUAUAUUAUGGUGAUGGACUGGAAAGUGGCAUAUGUGGUCUGCAGAUCAAUAAUCUGCAGAAUGAAGAUAUUGGUAAAUGGACAUGUGCAGCAGAAUUACAAGACGAUAGAUCUGAAGCCACUGACGUCAUACAAAUCAACAUUAGUGAGACAUCUGUUGUUUCUGUGAGCAUUAUAGUUGUAGCUGUAGCAGUCAGUCUAAUUGUGGCAUCUGCUGGGGCUAUAUGGUGUGUAAAAAGACAUUACAAGCGUUCUAAACAGCCUGUGCCUCCCAUUGUUUUCUCAGAACUUAAAGAGUCUGUCUCACAAUCUGAUACAGGCUCAUAUUUAUCCAGUGACAGCAGUUCACAAAGUGAAACACCUCACAGAAUGAGUUUGAUACACAUUUAAUUCAGUGAGUUAGCACAUAACUACAGCUUUGUCAUGCUGUCUAAAUUUUGUACUGAAUACCUCGAUUCCUGUUAAGGAUAUUAUUAUUAUUAUUGUUAUUGUCAAUAUUAUUAUCAUCAUCAUCAUCAUCAUGAUUACUAAUCAUUGGUCAUCCCACAUCCAGUGCUGGGUAAAGGUCUUUUCUAGACUUUUUCAUGUAUUACAGCCUUCAGCAUUAUUAUUAUGCAAUUGUUGCUGUA